ACAUUUAUUAAAGGCCAGAUUAUUCUGUUUUGUUUUACUUCCAUCAUUUCCAUUGAUAAAAGUGCGUGAAGGAAAAUAUUCAAGUUGUGGCUGAUUUUAAAAUGAGUUAUUACCGAUCAAAUAAGCAUUAUUCUGCACCAUAUGCUGGGCGCACGACCAAACCCGAAGAAAAUUGUAACUAUAAUCGAUCUAAUCCACCAAGAGAUCCUCCGCCACCGGGAACUUCAACAGUCGAUCCAUGUUUGCCGAAGGAAACAAACUUCAGUGUGCCUCCACCGGCAAUCUCUUCGUUAAGACCAACUUCUGUACCACCGGUGCGCCAUCCGCGGUCGUCUCCGAGUAGAAAUGAUACACAACGGUAUCAUUCUUCGGGACAACCGUACUACUCUGGUCAGUAUUCAUCGUCCUCACGCUAUUACGAUUCGUCUGGAUCAAGAAGCAGUGAGAGAAGAGAAGAAUCCGAACAUUCAAGAAAAGAAGGAUUUAGUCGAAGCCGUUCCUCGCCUCCUCCUGGAAGUUACUCUUAUCGCAGUGGGCGAAGCUACUCCGUUCCCAAUAGGGACCACGAACGUAGACCGAAAAGUCGAGAUCGGGAGCGCGAUCGUGAUAGAUCAACAAGGUCGUCUACUCGAACAGACCAUACGAGAAAAGUCGAGCCGUCCUCUGUAGACAGCAAGGACCGACCAUCACGCGUUUCGAGAUUCAAAGUGGAUUCUGAACGUGAGGCGAUAUUAUCAAAGUGGCGUAAAAACUAUUGCGAGACUCCGGAGGACAUUCGUAAGAAGUUGGCAGAACUGACUAACGAUGAAGAUAAAACCUCAUGGGUUCGAUCAUCUCCCGCGGAUUUAUUCUACCGUAGGAUUUCCGACAAAGUGGUGGAAGGAACUCCUCGGUUGGACGCGCUCUGUGUAUUGUUUGAAGAGGAACUUAACCGCCGAUCGGAGCGUGUGCGUGUAAAACAAGCACCGUAUCAACCGCCUCCAAGAAAGCACAAAGUUCGCAUCUGUCGCCACAAGAAUGAUAAGUGCUCCUCCUCGGACUCGUCGGAUGACGAAUUAAAUUUUGAAGAGGAAUGCAGCAUGGAAGAACUAACGGUCAAAAUCAAACAUCCCUAUCGUCUACAUGUGGAUCUGUGGCACAACGAUCCGGGGGAAAUGAAUGACGGUCCGUUGUGUCGGUGUUCGGCACGAUCUAGAAGAACUGGUAUACGACAUGGGAAGUAUCCAGGAGAAGUUGGUUUCAGCAAAUGUUUAUCAAAUUCCAAUAAUGCCGAUAAGCUGUACCAUUACAGAAUAACUAUCUCUCCACCUACAAACUUUCUAACUAAAACUCCAACAAUUAUUAAGCACGAUCAGCACGAGUUUCUAUUCGAAGGAUUCUCGCUCCUUUCCCAUCAACCUAUUGGCGAAUUACCCACAUGUAAGGUCAUUCGUUUCAACAUCGAGUACACAAUUCUUUACAUUGAAGAGCAAAUGCCUGAAAAUUUCACAAUCCGCGAGUUAGAUUUGUUCGAACGGUUCAUGUUUAAAGAGUUGCUCGAGUUGGUUGAUUUCACCGUAUAUCCUUCGGGUGCUUUUCCGGAAAAUUCAUGCCCUUGCUACCAUUUUCUUCCGAGAUUUGUUCGAGAUCUUCCGGAUAACGGUAAAGAAGUGUUGGCGAUGGGCGAAGUUUUGCGCUAUCUACUGGACAAUUCUGGUCCCUUGGUUGCUCCUGAUAUACUGAAAGAGAUGAAUGACCUGAGCCAAAUCGAGUGGCAAGAUUACGUUGACUACGUGAAGGGAAUGGUGGUGACGAAUCCAGGCAUGAAACCAUGCUCGGUGCGAGUAGAUCAGUUGGAUCGAAAUGUAACUGAUGUUCCAGAAGUGAGUUUGGUGGACGACAAAGGUAAUGUGCACCCUGUUAUCGUUCACUUUGGCAUCCGACCUCCCCAGUUGAGCUACGCAGGUAAUCCCGAAUAUCAGAAAGCAUGGAGGGAAUACGUGAAAUUCAGACAUUUGAUAGCGAACAUGUCGAAACCAUCAUUCGAAGACAAGCGAAAGUUGGAGGCAAAGGAGAACCGACUGCUGGAGAUGCGAACACAAGGGCGAAUGAAGCGCAACAUAACGGUUGCCGUCAGUGCAAAAGGGUUCUAUAGAACUGGAAUCAUGUGCGACAUGGUACAACAUGCUAUGGUCAUUCCGGUGUUAACCGGACACUUGCGAUUCCAUCGUGCGCUCGACGUUCUGGAGCAGCAUAUUGACUACAAGUUCAUCAACCGCUACACGCUGCAGUUGGCUCUGACACAUCCUUCGUAUAAGGAAAAUUUCGGCACAAACCCCGAUCAUGCGCGUAAUAGUUUAACCAAUUGUGGCAUUCGGCAGCCGGAGUACGGCGAUAGGAAGAUACAUUUCAUGAACACGCGCAAGCGCGGCAUAAAUACACUGAUCAGUAUCAUGUCUCGGUUUGGCAAGGAGUAUGAAACCGACAGCAACAUAACACACAACGAACGGUUGGAGUUCUUGGGCGAUGCGGUGGUGGAAUUUAUAACUUCGAUCCAUCUGUUCCACAUGUUCCCGGAUUUGGAAGAAGGUGGGCUGGCAACGUAUCGUGCAGCUAUUGUGCAAAAUCAACAUCUAGCCGUACUGGCCAAAACACUGCAUCUAGAAGAGUUCAUGCUGUACGCCCACGGGUCCGAUCUUUGCCACGAGCUAGAACUGCGACACGCCCUAGCCAACUGUUUCGAAGCAUUGAUGGGCGCCCUCCUACUGGAUGGUGGCAUUGAGACGGCCGAUCGGGUAUUCGCCUACGCAUUGUUCCAGGAAGAUACAAGUUUGCGCAGUAUUUGGGUUAACUACCCACCGCAUCCGCUACAAGAGCAGGAACCGCUAGGCGAUCGCCAUCAUAUCAAAUCAUUUGAAAUGUUGAAAACGUUGACCAAGUUCGAGGACGCGAUUGGUAUCAGCUUCAAUCAUAUUCGUUUGCUAGCCAGAGCUUUUACGGAUAGAUCCAUUGGGUUUACCAACUUGACACUGGGCUCGAACCAGAGGCUGGAAUUCUUGGGAGAUACUGUUCUGCAGUUGAUCUGCUCUGAGUAUCUCUAUCGACACUUCCCCGAACAUCAUGAAGGGCAUUUAUCGCUAUUGCGAAGCUCGUUAGUUAACAAUCGAACCCAAGCUGUUGUUUGCGACGAUCUGGGAAUGACCACGUAUGCUGUUUAUUCAAAUCCAAAAGCCGACUUAAAAACCAAAGAUCGGGCAGAUUUACUAGAAGCAUUCCUGGGCGCACUAUAUGUGGAUAAAGGCCUUGAGCAUUGUGAAACUUUUUGCCAUGUCUGUCUUUUUCCGAGGUUGCAAGACUUUAUCAUGAACCAAGACUGGAACGAUCCUAAGUCGAAGCUACAGCAAUGUUGUCUAACACUUCGUACGAUGGAUGGAGGGGAACCGGACAUUCCCAUCUACAAGGUUAUUGAAUGCAACGGCCCCACAAAUACCCGCGUUUAUACCGUAGCCGUUUAUUUCCGUGGGAAACGAUUGGCUUGUUCGAACGGUCACAGUAUUCAACAGGCCGAAAUGAACGCUGCUAAAAAAGCCCUCGAAAAUUCCAAGGAUCUUUUCCCACAGUUGGAUCAUCAGAAAAGAGUGAUUGCUCAGAGUUUAAAAAGGCAACGUGUUCGGAGAGGUUCCGCGGACGAUAGGUCCGAUGAUCAAGACCGACGUGAUGGAGGUUCUUCUGAGUCAUCAUACAGCAAUGAAAGAUCAUCGGAUUCUUACCGGAAGAGACGAAGAAGGGUGCCGGAAGCACCACAGCUGCCGAAGCAGUAUCAGAUGAAAGAAAUCGACAGUGACAGCGAUGGAGUCGAGGGAAGAGACAAGAAAAAGAAAACUACUAGGAGACUACCGAAAAAAUCGCGUUUUACGGAGAAUAUUGCUACAACCAACCAAAAAGAGAAAGUAUCAACAGCAAUCAGUUUGGUCAAGCAGUAUGAUUCUUUGUCGGAUGAAAUGGAUCUUCAGUUAGAGGCGAUUUCUGAAUCAGAUGAAGAUUUUGGCGUUGCAAAAAUCAAGGAGGAGGAUCGCGUUAGUAAGAUGUCCGUCGUAAACAUGAACCAUGAUUCAGCAGCAGAAAAUGGUGUUUUGCAUUUUGACAACGGUACAUUUGCCAAUUCAGUGCAAAUAUUUAAAUUGGAGGGUACCGAUGAUGUUUCAUCAGAUCUCGAAUCAGGUGAAAUUGAGUAAGACUAAUUGUGGCUAAAAACAUAUAAGUACAUUAAUAAAAUCCUAAGAUUAAAAAUA
Messenger RNA from Armigeres subalbatus, 4271 nucleotides. RefSeq names its product ribonuclease 3 (gene drosha). The record is from RefSeq and is a predicted model, not a curated record. Gene Ontology annotation, molecular function: RNA binding; ribonuclease III activity. The transcript has 4 exons. Gene Ontology annotation, cellular component: nucleus; microprocessor complex. Gene Ontology annotation, biological process: rRNA processing; primary miRNA processing; pre-miRNA processing. The coding region runs from base 102 to 4214 and encodes 1370 amino acids. Lineage: Eukaryota; Metazoa; Arthropoda; Insecta; Diptera; Culicidae.